UUCUGACGGACAAAAUCGGUGCGUCAGCCACAACGUCGGUGUGUUACCAGAGAAUGUCCGUAGACGGGCUCUGGUGCUACUGAAUGAAUUUGUCCUCUGUGUAAUAUCUAGCCAUUUAGAUGUUAUUUUAAAUGGGGCUCACUGCCCAUUUGGAAUAAAAUCCACACCAUUAAAACACCAGCGCGUAAGGCAAAAAUCCACUGCGACAUGGCUAUUAGUUGUCAUUUUCUUAUCAUAUCUUAGUGGCGCUAACCUCCGAUUUUAUAUAGCAUGUGUUGAACAUUCGGGCAGGACGGAGGAUAGGACAAGGUAUGAUAAGUUUACCAUUAAGUCAACGUUAUGUCUAAUUACAACGCUCAUGAGAGUGCGGUGGAAGAAACAAUAAACGGUGCAGUAAAAGGCAACAGCAUUGGGAAGCGCUUGGGUAUAAUCGCGACUUGUGUUGUUGGAGGGUCACUGGUUGCCCUCUAUGCUGUGGCAGGACCAUUUGUUGCCCCAGCCCUAAGAAAAAUAUGCCUCCCAUAUGUUCCGGCAACUUCGGUUCAGGUUGAAAAUGUGCUGAAGGUGCUUCGAUGCAGAUCAGGCUCACUUGUGGACAUCGGGAGUGGAGAUGGAAGAAUAGUGAUUGCAGCUGCCAAAAAGGGCUUUAGAGCUGUAGGAUUUGAGCUCAACCCAUGGCUGGUUUGGUAUUCACGUUACAAAGCAUGGAGGGAAGGGGUUCAUCACUCUACCUCAUUCUACAUAUCAGAUCUAUGGAAGGUUAGUUUUGCUCAGUAUUCCAAUGUUGUGGUUUUUGGAGUUCCACAGAUGAUGGAGCAGCUUGAAGACAAGUUGGGGAAGGAACUGCAAAACUCUGCCAGGGUGGUUGCCUGCCGCUUCCCUUUCCCCUCAUGGGUUCCUGAUGACUCAGUCGGCGAGGGGAUAGACUCUGUGUGGGUGUAUAAUGCAAAGACAUUUCAAUCCCAAGCACAGAUAAACCAGGCAACUGAAAAGUAAACUGACCUGGGCUUUCUAUUUCUUGGCGGAAUGUAUUCUGCUAGUUGUGUGAAUUCAAAAUUGUUUGUAAAGUCUAAUAAAUGUGUAAAAAACAA
Molecule: messenger RNA, 1091 nt
Organism: Alosa sapidissima (American shad)
Lineage: Eukaryota; Metazoa; Chordata; Actinopteri; Clupeiformes; Clupeidae
Gene: atpsckmt
Product: fATP synthase c subunit lysine N-methyltransferase
Exons: 4
Coding region: 340-996 (218 amino acids)
Biological process (GO): peptidyl-lysine trimethylation; regulation of mitochondrial ATP synthesis coupled proton transport; positive regulation of proton-transporting ATP synthase activity, rotational mechanism
Cellular component (GO): mitochondrion
Molecular function (GO): protein-lysine N-methyltransferase activity
Source: RefSeq, a predicted model, not a curated record